This is a messenger RNA of Etheostoma spectabile (orangethroat darter), 6671 nucleotides long. RefSeq names its product engulfment and cell motility 2 (gene elmo2). NCBI's taxonomy places the organism in Eukaryota, Metazoa, Chordata, Actinopteri, Perciformes, Percidae. The record is from RefSeq and is a predicted model, not a curated record. Gene Ontology annotation, biological process: cell motility; actin filament organization. The transcript is spliced from 23 exons. Bases 562 to 2535 code for a protein of 657 amino acids.
UACUAACUAUGUCAAACAAUACCGCACCUACAUAAGUCAAAUAGGCCUAACGUUACAUACAGAAACAAUUUGAGUGUGCAAAAAAUUAGAUGAAGAGCCUUCCUUAUUAGCAGACGGUGACAUUUACAUUGUGUCCCGCCUACAAGGCGUGGAAUUGUGUCUCCUUUCCAAAAGUAUUUCACUGGCGAGAGAGAGGGAGAGAGAUUUAUUGAGAGAACAUCAUCAAUGGCCCAGUCACAGGGUGAGUAACACUGAGCAUCGACACACAUUACCAGCAAAGAAGGCUACUGUAAAAUCAUACAGCAGUUUUAAAGUAGAGCCAGAAAGCAUCAGGAGCAUCAUCUGAACAGCCGCCCGGAGACAGGCUCCAUCAUGACUGCAAUGGAGGAGCAGGCAGAGACUGGCUGCAUGACUGAAUAACACUGGCCGCCUUUUGAGGAAUAGCCCUGGUACGGACUGUAAUCCGAGUGAGGGAGCUGACUCUGUGGUUUGUACAGCAGAACUGUGACAGGGAUUGAGGCCCUCAACACUUCUCCAUUAGGGUGCUGCAAUAAGACAGCCAUGCCGCCCCCAGCCGACAUCGUGAAGGUUGCUAUUGAAUGGCCCGGUGCUAAUGCUCAGCUUAUAGAGAUGGACCAGAAAAGACCUUUGUCCUCAAUUAUACGGGAAGUAUGUGAUGGCUGGUCUUUAUCAGGAUCCGAGCAGUUUGCUCUGCGUUAUGCUGAUGGCCCUCAACUUUAUAUUACUGAGCAGAGCCGUGGUGAAAUCAAGAACGGGACCAUCCUUCGAUUAGCCAUUUCCCCUGCUCGUGCUGCUCGUCAGCUUUUGGAAAGAAUCCAGUCCCAUGGUAUCGACGCUCGCCUGGAGGCUCUGAAAGAGCUCGCCAAGCUGUCUGCAGACCCAACCUUUGCCGCCGAGUUCAUUAAUAUGGAGGGCAUUGGGACGCUUGCACGUCUUGUUGAGAGUGGCACCCACUUUGGGGAAAUGCUGGCCUUCACUCUCACUGCUUUCCUGGAGCUAAUGGAUCAUGGCAUUGUUUCCUGGGACCUUAUCUCCCUCUCCUUUAUCAAACAGAUUGCAGGCUAUGUAAACCAGCCGAUGGUAGACGUGUCCAUCCUGCAGCGUUCUUUAGCCAUCCUCGAGAGUAUGGUCCUCAACAGUCACAGCCUCUACCAUCGAGUGGCACAGGAGAUCACCGUGGGACAGCUCAUCGGGCACCUGCAAGUGUCAAACCAAGAGAUCCAAACCUACGCCAUCGCUCUCAUCAAUGCUCUUUUCCUGAAGGCACCGGAGGACAGACGGCAGGAGGAGUAUACUAACCCGCUGGAGCAGCACCUUACUGAAAUGGCAAGCACUUUGGCUCAGAAACACCUGCGUUCCAUCAUCCUCAACCAUGUUAUCAGAGGAAAUCGACCAAUCAAAGCAGAAAUGGCACAUCAGCUGUAUGUGCUGCAGGUGUUGACCUUCAACCUUUUGGAAGAACGAAUGAUGACCAAAAUGGAUCCCAACGACCAGGCUCAGAGAGACAUCAUUUUUGAGCUGCGAAAGAUAGCUUUUGAUGGAGAAAAUGACCCCACCGGUACAGAAAAGAGAAAGGCCAUGUACUCCAAGGACUAUAAAAUGCUGGGGUUCACUAACCAUGUGAAUCCGGCCAUGGACUUCACCCAGACUCCUCCGGGAAUGCUGGCUUUGGACAACAUGCUGUACCUUGCCAAGGUUCACCAGGACACAUACAUCAGGAUUGUCCUGGAGAACAGCAGCCGUGAGGACAAGCACGAAUGUCCCUUUGGACGCUGUGCCAUCGAACUCACUCGAAUGUUGUGCGAGAUCCUCCAGGUUGGAGAAUUGCCUAAUGAGGGCUGCAACGACUACCAUCCUAUGUUCUUCACUCAUGACCGGGCAUGGGAGGAGUUCUUCUGUGUCUGCAUCCAACUACUUAAUAAAACCUGGAAGGAGAUGAGGGCCACAGCUGAGGACUUUAAUAAGGUGAUGCAAGUGGUCCGUGAGCAGAUCACCAGGGCUCUGGCGAUGAAGCCGUCAUCUUUAGACCAGCUGAAGAAUAAACUGCGAGGCCUCAACUAUUCAGAGAUUCUGCGUCUUCGCCAGUCAGAGAGAAUGAGCCAAGACGACUUCCAGUCUCCUCCCAUCAUUGAGCUGCGGGAGAGAAUUCAGCCCGAGAUCUUGGAGCUCAUCAAGCAACAGCGACUCAACCGGCUAUGUGAGGGGAGCUGUUUCCGCAAGCUGGGGAACCGCCGAAGGCAAGAGAAGUUUUGGUUCUGCAGACUCUCACUGAAUCACAAAGUGCUGCACUAUGGAGACCUCGAUGAGUCACCUCAGGGUGAAGUGCCUUUUGAGCUACUUAGUGACAAAAUCCCCGUGUCUGACAUCAAGUCUGUGGUGACCGGAAAGGAUUGCCCUCAUAUGAAAGAAAAAAGCGCUCUGAAACAAAACAAGGAGGUGCUGGAGUUAGCCUUCUCUGUCCUCUAUGAUCCCGAUGAGACACUCAAUUUUGUUGCGCCCAACAAGUAUGAGUAACUGCUCUUGGACUGAUGGGAUGUGUGCGCUGCUGGGCAGAGAGAUGGGCAGUGACCUGACGCGCAGUGACCUAGAUACUCUGAUCAGCAUGGAGAUGAAGCUCCGCCUCCUUGACCUUGAAAACAUCACCAUCCCAGAAGCCCCGCCCCCGUGCCGAAGGAGCCUAGCUCAUAUAACUUUACCUACAACUACAGCUGAGUGUGUGUGUGUGUGUGUGUGUAUGUGUGUUUUUGUUUGUUUGUUUGUCAAGGAUGAGUAUACUCAAUCUUUUGAUAAAUUUAAGGUAAUAAUGUUACUUUGAAUACUUUUUUAAAAAAUAUUUCAAAAUCCUGGAGACUUCUCUCCAUCCGUGUUGUGAUGCUGUAUGGUUAGUCAAAUAGCAUACAUGUGUGAGGUCAGAGUCUACUACAGAGCAGUACCGGAGAUGGUAUAAUAGGAAUUUUGUGACUGAAUCUCAUUUAUUAGUGCAGUCUCCAGGCAACGCCUCCCAAUUAUUUGCUAUUUAAAGGUAUAAACGCCUGUAAAGUGAAGGAAUACUGUGCCUGAUGGGGAAUAUGGAUGAACGAAUAUAUUUUAGCCAAAUUGUGGCUUAACUGGGCAAUUAAACCGUGAGUGCAGUCUUCAUGGCAACAGAAGAUAAAGUAGCUAUUACCCAUAAGUACUAUUCCAGCUUUAAUACUGCGUUCACUUUGUUCAGUAUGUCCCUCUACAUGACAAACAGUCAAACGUCACGUAGGGUAGAGUUUGUGGGCAGAGAGUUUACACACUCACACAUCCUGAAAUGAGAUUCACCCAGGAGGAGGGAUACACACACAGGGGAUCAAACAAGUUUCUGGUGAAAGGACUUUUAUUUGAAUAGAGUCUGGUGGGUUUAGCGAUAACAAGUUUGGUGAUGUUUCAUGUUAAACAAAAAAGAUUGACCUUUGUAGGGAUCCUUUCCAUAAUGUUGGCAGACAAUUAAAACAAUAAUCAAAACAUGGUAAGAGUAAAACAAGCACUUUUUGUGGAUGUAAUUGAAGGUGAGCAAUUGCCCAAUAACCUACAUUGUAGCUUGUUUUGCUGAUGCGGACUGCAGUCGUCUUGCUUAAUACUGGACCAAUUUCAAAGAUUGUUGUUCCCAUCAGUCAGUUAGACACAAAAACACAGGAUAAGAAGCUCCAGGUUAAAGUUACCUUUUAAGUGUUUGUCAACAUUCAAAUUAAUUGCCUGUUCAUCAAUUAAUUAAUUAUUACUCUAAUCAUUUUAGCUGCACCAAAAUGGUGCGGUCAGCUAAUAUCGUUUUACGGCUUCUGUUUACUCAACAUUCGUGCUGCUUUAGAUUGUUCGGCUCACUUUUUUCUCAGACUAACACACCAUUAACAGAUCUGUUUAACAGUGUGGAAAACUAGAUCCUAUUGAAUUGAAACUGCUCAAGUAUGUGGUGUGAAGAUAUCCUUGCCUUGAAAUUUUGGGCAACAUGAGCAUUUACAUGAAUGAGUUCCAACACAUUAUACUAUAAACUGUGUUAAUUAAUGUUUUUCCUACUAUGACUUCUCCUAUGAAGCAUUCAUAACUGAUGUACUGGUGUAUGAACAGUUGAUCAACGUUUGAUAACAGUAUACAGUUUAAAUAAUAUAUAAUCAUAUAUCUUCAAUAGUUAAAAAAUAGUCAUACUGUAUAUUGGCUUACAUCAGUGUUUCUCAAACAUUUUACACCACUUACCACUUCAGAAAAUAUUAGGCUCUCUGAGUAUCACCGUUAUGGUGGUUAUGGUUCAUGCAGGAGGCAAGUUUAUUCCUCAAAACAAUAUUUGUUGUCGACAGCCACAGCCCAACGUACUUCCCGCUCUAACUGAAGCCAAAUUUGAGAUAACUCGGGUCAUAUCUACAUACUGUUUUGCAUCAUUUGCUGCUAGCAGGGUCUGUGGAGACUUCUCCGCCGCUGCUUAAGUAGCAACUAGCUCUUAUGCUCAUCCACAUUUCCUCCUCAUCCACACUUCUCUUCCUCAUAGUUAAAGUUUGGAGCCAUGACGCAGUGUUUUUAAACCAUACAUUUUACCUCAGUGUCUUACCGCUUACAAUAUUAUUAUCACAGCUCAUUACUAAUUAUGGAUGUACAGUAUGCACGCUGUGUUCAUGAAUGUAACUAUGUAGCAAUCUGACAUCAAAACAAAAUAUUACACUUAUUUGUAGUAUUUCUUGGUAUUAAGUUUUUAAAUUUUUUUUAAAUCUUUUUUUAAAUACAUCAAAGAUUCCAUCCACGUACCACUAGAGGGAACUUGCGUACCCUCAGUGGUACUCGUACCACAGUUUGAGAACCAGAGGCUUACAGUAUAACAAUUUUACAAUGUUAUAAAUCAUUUAACUGUUUACAUGAUGAUUACAUGAUUGAAACUAUGUAUAGAUGUAUUUAAAAGUACUGAAAAUAUAAUUAUGAUUACAACUAUGUUAUAUUGUGUCAUCAAACACUGAUUACAUGUUAAGCCACCAGUUAGGAAUGCCUCAUAGGAGGGGUAACAGUUUUUAACCGAUAAUAAAAAAAAAACGUUAUUGUCCACCAGGAUGGAAAUUUGUCUUUGGCUCAUCUAACAUCAUAUCUGCUACAAGUACAUAAUAGUGUCCUAUAAACCAUUUUUAAUUGUUUUUAUACUGCUUAUAAGUACUAAAAUAGAUUUGGGUUGAAAUACUGUUACUAUAUUUAGAAAGAUUAUAGUGACAAGUUACAGUGGUGUUUCUUUUUGGUAAAACAAACUUCUCUGACGUUCCAAGAGUCUUUGAUGCCCGUUGUAAUGGAAUUAUUAAAUUAGUUUUGAGGCUUAGUUUCAGACUUUUUGUCACACUGCACAGGCAAACAGGAUAAAAGAACAUCUCUGUUGGCCUGUUUUAGAAGCAUGACCCUCAAAUGAAUGGAAGCAGGUCAAAAACGACUGAGUGACAUGUAAUAUAAGAGCAGACAAUAUUCUGUGCUUUGUAUACAGUGAUAUAAAUUAUACUAUGAUUGCUUGAUGUUUUCUUAUUUCCGUAGUGUCAUUGGUUUGUGUAUUUUAUUCAUGUCACUUAAUGUCCUGUCAUCUUCUAAACCACUGCUAAUCACUGUCACUUGUUAAUGCAGAAUAGAAUUAUAUUUUUGUAAAUGAUUGUACAAUCUUAUCAGCUGUAAAGAGAAUGGUGUCGAGCUAACAGCAUUUUCACUUUGUAUCACUCUGUACAGUACAUUCAACACACUCAUUACUGUGGAAGGACAUUUCUCACUGAAAACAGUUUUUUGGUCUUCACAUUUUUCAAAGUCACAACACCUCAUUUUCAUUAGCAACGACACCCACUCCAGCACCUAAUGAUGUCAGUGUUAAUGUAUCUUAUAAUGCUAAUGGCAAAAAUAAAAAUUGCCAUUACUGUUGAUGCUGUUUGUGAAAAGAAUUAUAUUUGAAGUUAUUUUAUUUUUUUUUCCCAAAUAAUGUUUUUGCUGUUUGAUUUUUAGCUGAUGUUGGAGGAUGUAAAGGUUCUCUGUGGAGGUUUAGACUUCUAGUAGUGCUGUGGAGCUGUUUUUCUAUGAGUGGGUCCCUGUGUUGUUUGUCUCGUGCACGCAAACGCGAACAUACAUGCAGUCGGCUACCGGCAAUACACCAGUAAAGACGGGAUAGAAAAAGACUGCAAGCUAUAAAACGUGGAUGUAAACAAUACUGGAUGUAAAGUACUUAUAAAAUCAACUUUGCAAUUGUUUUAUGACACGUUUGUUUCCAACUUGAAAAUAUAGACAUCAGUAAUACUGAAUGUAAACAUAACCUUUGUUUACAAGAAAAUUUCCUAGGCCACCUUCAACUGCUUAAAAAACGUUAUUUUAUAUUAGAUAAAGUCAUUGAACUGCAGCUAAAAUAUAUCAAUUGCCACAAAAUACCAGAAUGUGUAAAGGAUUGUUGCAUUGGAUGUACUAAUACUAUGACUUGAGGUUUAUUUGGUACUCUUUUACAUGACUUGCUAAACUAUUUAUUUACACUUGCUAGUGCUAGUAAAGAAUGACAUGUUAGAUAAGAAAUAACAAAUCUAAAUAUGGUAUACAUAUAGAUCAUUGUAUGUACUGUAUAUACAGCAUUGUGUUGCCUUACUGAAGAAAAUGUAUUAUGUUUUGUGUGAAUAAAUACAGAGUCUAACUACUGUUAA